Molecule: messenger RNA, 9842 nt
Organism: Trichoplusia ni (cabbage looper)
Lineage: Eukaryota; Metazoa; Arthropoda; Insecta; Lepidoptera; Noctuidae
Exons: 15
Coding region: 75-9485 (3136 amino acids)
Biological process (GO): lipid transport
Molecular function (GO): lipid carrier activity
Source: RefSeq, a predicted model, not a curated record
CCUAAAACAUAUUUUGGGCAUCAGAAGUGUGCCAUCCAGCAACACUGAAUACGACCACUGCACAUCCCUGGAACAUGAAGCUGUUGGUACUGACGGCGAUCAUCGCCGCAGUCGCGUCGAGCCCCCUUUCUCAGGGCAGCACUUGGCCCUGGCAAGUCGGCAAGGAGUACUCCUACGAUGUAAACACCUACACCUGGACUGAAUUCGACCAGAGCAAGAGCAAUGGCAACUCCUUCAAAGCCCAGUUCAUCAUCCGUGUCUUGGCUCCUGGACAUCUUCUUGCCAAGCUAGAGCAGCCCUUGUACGCGCCCGUCAACGAUGAAGUUAUAUCGUACAACGUUUGGCCUAAGGACCUCAAAUACCAACCCGUCGAGAUAGUGAACGAGCCUUUCGAAAUAUUCCUGGACGGAGGACGAGUUAAGUCCUUUUCUGUUCCCAAAGGCCUUUCACUGAACAAUGAGAACCUGUUAAAGGGUCUGAUCAGUGCUCUUCAAGUUGACAUAUCCGCCUACGGUCAUGUACACAGCUUUGCAAACAGCUUCGACAAAGAUAGCUUCCAAGGUCUCUUUAAGAAGAUGGAAACUGAUGUGACUGGUGAAUGCGAAACCCUCUACACAGUGUCUCCGAUAUCUGCUGAGUGGCAUCGUGAGCUGCCGGAAUUCGCAUCAGAGCCCAUUGAGAUCGUUAAAAGCACGAACUACGGAUCCUGCCAAAAGCGCGUUGCUUUCGACUUCGGUGUCCCCGAGGGCGCCGUGUGGGAGGGACUCGCAUACGAAAAUGAGGAGAAACAGUUCAUCAAACACACUUCUGAAUCACGAAUUUUGGCUGGUAAACAAGGUACAAUCUACAAGUCGGAGAAAAUAAGCUCGGUCUUCGUCAGUCCUCUUAUUUUCGGCAAACAGAAAGCUGAAGUGUACAGUUUCGUUAAGGCUUACCUAUCGGCCGUCAAGCCAAUCAGUGGUGCUGAAUGGAAAAACAGUGUAGAAUCCCGCCAAGUAAACUCACUUUUGUUCACUUUCGAUGAGUCUGUGCUCAUUCUUAAAUCUAAUGGGCAAAGAGUAGCCGACGCGCAGAAGCUGCUUCAAGAUAUGACUCCUCUGUUGCAAAACCCCAACAAAAUGCCUAAGGCUGAUUUUCUCGCCAAAUACACUAUUCUCGUACGUAUUAUCGCUUCUCUGAACUCAGCGGAAAUCGAUCAAUUAUCAAAGAGUGUCGAAAUUGCCAAGUCUUCAAAGAACGUUGAAAAGCUGGGUAUGUGGACCAUUUACCGCGAUGCUGUCGCACAAGCUGGUACAGUCACAGCUUUCAAUGAAAUCAAAUCAUGGGUCUUCGCCAAGAAGAUUGAAGGAGAAGAGGCUGGUCAGGUGAUUUCUGGAAUUGGUAGCACCCUUGUGAAACCCAAUAAGAAAAUAAUGGCAGACUUCUUUGACUUUGCCAUGCACCCGGAGAUCAGAGAACAGAAAAUCGUUAACAACUCUGCGCUGUUGGCAGCUACUAAAUUGACGCGUUUCGGCAAAGAGGAAUUAUUUGUGGUAGAAACUGUCAUCCCACGUCUCGCCAAGGAACUGAAACUCGCCGUCGAGAGCGGAGACUUUAACAAGGCUCAAGUCUUCGUCACAGUUUUGGGCAACUUGGCUCACCCUGAAAUCUUAAAGGUAUUCGCUCCUUACAUGGAUGGAACUGUCGCCGUAACCAAAUACCUUCGCAUCCAGAUGGUCGUAAACUUAAAACCCCUGGCUAACUUGAAAAAUGAACAAGUACGCGCCGUGCUCUUUAGCAUCAUUAGGAACACUGCUGAGCCUUAUGAAAUUAGGGCUGCUGCUGCUUUGAACAUCUUCUUGGCUUUCCCUACCGCUGAAAUGAUGCAAAUUCUGGCACAUAUGACAAACGAUGACCCCAGCACCCAAGUUCGCGCUGUUCUCGCAAACACCAUUAACUUUGCUGCCGGUCUUAAGGACCCACGUUUCGCUGAACUGUCAAAGACUGCUCAGUCUGUGAAGAACUUAAUUGCCAAGGAGAAAUUAGGAUACCGUUACUCGACCGCCAGUUUGAUGGAUACCUACACCAACGACGAUGACUACGUCAUCUUCAGAGAACUGGCAUUUAUUGGUAGCAAUGACAACAUCUUUCCCAAAUACCAGAGGACGGCUUUGAGAGCUAGAGGCAGUGGAUUGACUGAAGAAAACCAGAUUACCUUAUCCGUAUCUGAUGUACAACAACUUCUGGAAUACGUUGCACAGUUGGUAUACGAGCCAACUAAGUCUGAUGUCGACUUCAAGUUUUCUGCCCAGAAGGUCAUUGACAUGCUCAAGAUUAAACGCGAACGCAAGGAGCCCCUGCAGGGAGCUAUGUUCCUGGAGAACUUGAACCAGCAGAAACUCAUCACUUUCACUGAAGAAGAUCUUAAGGACUUCCUUAUCAGCACUGUUAAGAACAUGGAACAGUUAUUCAAGGGUAUUGACAUCCAAUACACCAAGGUCUUGUUCCACGACCAGGUAUUGGUUAUCUUCCCCCUUGCUGCUGGUGUGCCAUUCUUCUUUGACUACUCUGAACCUCUUGUGUACUCUAUCAACGGACCAGUGAAAGUCAAAUUCGAUAAGGGCAGUAAAGACUUAGCCGGCACUCUGAAAAAGGACCUGAACUUCACCUAUGCUAGAAACCUGGACGGUAUUGUCGGUUUCCAAGACACACUUGGUAACAAAUACACCUACUCCGGUGUCAUCAACAAAAUCCAAUUCUACUUACCCCUGAAACUGGAGACUACCUACAAGCCUGGUGACAGCAAAUUGAAGUUCGAGCUUCCAAAACAGGAUGCCACCUUCGUCCACCUCAGCGUCUGGCCCUACACAACGUCACAGAAGAUUGAUUCUAUCCUAACUGUUUCUGAGAACCCAGCCACUAAGUACAUCGAGAGGCCCGCUAAGGUAGUCUCUACCGAUGUUAACAUUGGUGAUGUAAUUGGAGUUUCCCUACAACUGCAAGGGUACUCUUACUCUAACGACUUCAAGAACCUCAAGCAACUUUACGAAACCGAUAUUUUGACCAGCUUCGGUACCUUGUUGUACCAGAAGGAUGUUGCUUUGACUAACUUCAACUUAAAAUACCACGCUAAGGAAACGAAAAACAAGGAAAUUACCUUCUCAACCUACUUUAACACUCUGUACAACCAGAAAAACGACGGUGAGUUGGGACCAGCUUCACUUGUCAAGGAUGUCAGUGCCAACAGCGCUGCUCGCCGUGAAGAAUUCGUCAAGCGCAGCGCGGCCGGUAUCGAAUCACCUCAAGUCCAAUUGAUUGACCUCAGCGCUGUUUUUGACGGAGAAAAGAAAGUAGAAUAUGUUUUCACCGCUGCCAUCGCCGAAAGCUUUGUAGAUGACAAAGUUCAAGCCGUAUUCUUCUUCAAUGGCUAUGACCAAAUCAACGCCGUUUUCAAAAUGGUAAAACCUAAAGUUGUUCCAUUGAACUUUGAAAAGGCACUGAAGAACAAAAACAAGGUAACUUUUGAAGCCGAGCUGAAAUACGGAUCUUCCGACAGUAUAAUAUUCAAAGGUUUUGGUGAGCGCACCGAGAAGUACACUGAAAUGUUGCUUAAGGACCCCUUGACCAAGCAAUGCCUUGAGGAAACAAGCCAAGACAACUUCUACCAGAUGGGAUGUUACAAGAUGAUCAUUAAGGCACACGCUCCUGAUUACUAUAAGGCAACAGUGUCUUACAAGGACCUGAGCCCGUCCUACUUGGAAGUCUCCUCCGCUUUUUACGAAUUCUUCAAGAAAAUCUAUGAUUGGGAACAGGAAGACGACUUCACGAAGACCCUGCCUGAUGGUACUUUCGAAAUCGAAUCUAAGACAUUCUACUACGAAGACUACGCCAACUACGUUUUGAAGAGCAAAUACGGAGUCUUCCGUUUGGACAAGGUUGAGUUUAUGCACUACUGGCAAUACGCUGAUGCCUUCUACGCGCCUAUCUCCGACUGGGAACGUUCCCGCAACUGGUUCACUGGCUACCAACACUUGCCAUACUGCGCUGUUGAGAAGAGCAAGAUCUGGACUUUCGGUGGACGCAGCUACGAGUACAGCCUCAGCGGCUCCUGGCACGUCGUGAUGGUGGACGAAUCUAAUGACGCCGGCAAGUUUGUCGACCUGGUCAUCCUCGCUAGGCGCCCCAGUGACAACCAUGAAGAGAUUUAUAUCUCCUACAAGACCGAGGCCGCCAAAUACCUAGAAGUCUACAUUAAGCCCGACUCCGUCGACGUCAAGACCAACGCCAAGAAGGUUUCUUCUGGUGCCCUAACUUCCUACUGGAACGACGAAGAUGAAAGCCCUCUGUUGGAGUACUACUCCCUUGCCGAAGGUGUUCUUGUGUUCAACAUCAACGACCAGGCUAUCCGUCUCAUUUACGACGGCCAGAGGCUGGUGAUCUUCACUGAUGACCACCGUAGCUACACCAGAGGUAUCUGUGGUGAGAGCACAUCUGAGGCUCGCGACGACUACAUGACUCCAUUCGGUUUCGUCGACCAGCCUUCUUACUACGGUGCUGCCUUUUCCCUCGAGGGAGAGUUCAGCGACCCUAAGACUGUAGAGCUGAAGAAGCAAGCCAAGCUGAAGGCGUACCAGCCUGUCACCAAGUACACCAGCAUCCUGUUCUCAGACUCCGAGUGGAACAAGAUCGACAACAGUUUUGCCAAAGGAUUAAACAACGAACCUUUUCCUACGGUGUCUACGUUUUCAAGUCCUCGACAGAUGAAAACGUUGAUCACCUCCGUGGAGUUAAGUCCUGACCUGGAUGUAUUUGCCGAGGAAUGGAACAUGAUAUUGCAUUUUAAGAAUGUUUUAAUCGAAUCAUGUUGCUGGGCGCCGGAUUAUCUUACUAAACCUCAAAACGGUAAGAGCCCUACUGACCACAGAAGCAUGAGAUUAUUAAUACUGACGGCGAUCAUCGCCGCCGUCACAUGUAGCCCGCUCAUUGAGAAUAAGAGCUGGCCAUGGCAAGUGGGCAAAGAAUAUAUCUACGAUGUAGAUACCUACACCUGGACUAAAUAUGAGCAAAGUGAUAGCAAUGGCAAUGCGUUCAAAACUCGGUUCAUUGUUCGUGUGUUGACUCCCGGUCGCCUUGUGGCUAAGUUAGAAAACCCACUGUACGCUCAAGUCCAAGGACAAUUGGACUACAACACCGUGCCUGCUGAUCUGAAAUAUACUCCAGUUGAGGGAUUAGAUCAUCCUUUUGAGAUUCUGGUCGAUGGAGGAAGAGUACUCUCUCUUCAAGUACCUACCAGCCUACCGGUUACCUUCGAAAACCUACUUAAGGGUCUAACCAGCGCCCUUCAAGUCGAUUUAACCACUUUCGGGCAUGUACACACCUUCCCGAACAGUUUUGAUAAGGAAACUUUCCAAGGUCUCUUUACUAAGAUUGAGGCUGACGUCGUCGGUGACUGUGAGACUUUAUACUCAGUUUCGCCCGUCUCUGCGGAAUGGCACCGUCUACUGCCGCACUUUGCUGAGGAUCCCGUUGAAAUCACUAAGUCCAAGAACUACAACUCAUGCCAAAAACGUGUUUACGGUUAUGGUAUGCCAGGUGGAAGCUUGUGGUCAUCAAUCGCUUACGAAAAUGAUGAAAAAGAAUUUCUGAAGCACACUUCUGCAUCGCGUAUUUUUGUAGGCAAAGAAGGCACGAUCUACAAGUCAGAGACGAUGAGCUCCGUUUCUGUAGACCCGCUUUUGUACGGUAAACAAAAAGCUGAGGUCCACAGUUACAUCAACUUUUACCUUGUUUCAAAACAAGACGAAAGUAGUAGUGUUUGGAAGAAAUCAGUUGAGUACCGCAACCUUGAUUCGCUCUUGGUUACAUUGAAUGAAUCAAUUUUCUUUAACAAAGAUACACAAUAUGCUGCCAAUGCCCAGAAACUACUUCAAGAAAUUACUCCUUUACUACAAAACCCUAAGGACCUAUCAACAACUGAUUUUCUUUCGAAAUUCAACAACCUCAUACGUAUUCUUAAGUUCUUAAACUCGGAACAACUUGCACACAUGACUGACACAUUAGAAAUCGCCAGAACCUCGAAAAAUACUGCUAAAUACCAUAUGUGGAGAAUUUACCGCGACGCAUUGGCGCAAACUGGUUCAAUCGCAGCGUUUAAAGAAAUCAGGUCCUGGAUCCUAUCUAAAAAAAUCAAGAGUGGAGAAGCUGCUCUGGUUAUCACCUCCGUCUCCAAUUAUCUCCGCUACCCCACCAAAGAAAUAAUGAAAGAAUUCUUCGAUCUUGCCUUCCACCCCGAUGUUCGUGGAGAGGCAGUAUUAAACAAUACCGCCUUAUUGGCAGCAACCAAAUUUAUUCGGUUCGGCAAUGAUGAGGUGUUUAUCAAGCAAACAGUGAUUCCACGUCUAUCACAAGAACUGAAACAGGCUGUUGAAAAGGGUGACGGUACGGCACAAGUUUACGUGAGAGUUCUUGGUAACUUAGCUCACUCAGAUAUCCUGAAAGUCUUCGCCCCGUACCUAGAGGGUAAGAUACCAGUAACCAAAUACCUUCGCAUCCAAAUGGUCAUUAGCUUGAAGACUUUAGCAAACGCAAGAGAUCAAUAUGUAGGAGCAGUGCUUUUUAGUAUUCUUAAGAAUACUGCCGAGGAUUACGAAGUCAGGGUAGCCGCUGCCUUGAACAUCUUUUUGACCUACCCGUCUGAGGAUAUGAUGAAACUAAUGGCCUGGAUGGCUAAUGAGGACCCCAGUACACAAGUUCGCGCAGUUUUAACAAACAGCAUCACUUUUGCGGCUGGACUUAAAGACCCGCGAUUUGCCCAACUCGCAAAGGCUGCCCAAUCCGUGAUGGAUAUGCUACCUAAGCACAAGUAUGGUUACCGUUUCUCUACGGACAGUAUGAUGGAUGAAUACUCUGCUGACGAUGAGACCUCUUUCUUCAGAGAAGUGUCCUUCAUUGGCAGCGAGAACAACUUGUUGCCAGUCUAUCAGAGAGGAGCUCUGAGAUUCAGAAAUACAGUGGGAAUUGAAGAAGAUUGGUUUACACUAUCAGUCUCCGACAUGCAACACCUAAUCGAUGUUUUCACGAAUAAAUUAGGUAAUUACAAAAGACAAACCAAAGAUGACUUCAAGUUCUCAGCAAAGAAAAUUGCUGAAAUAUUAAACAUGAAACAUAAACAUCGCUGUGACCUAGAAGGUUCAUUUUUCCUUGAUAAUUGGAACCAGCAGACAUUAAUCACUUUUAACGAGGAAUUACUUCUAAGUUUUAUUAAGGAUCCCUUCCAAGGAAAAGGAGAAUCCGAUACAGAGUCUCACUUGGUCAAGUUACUGAGUAGUGAAGAAGUUUCAGUCGUCUUACCCUUGGCUAUUGGUACGCCUUUUGUGCUGGAAUACAGCGAGCCGAUAGCAGUAUCCCUAACAUUUAAAAUAGAACAUGAAGCAAACUCAGAUUUAUCACCGAAUUAUGAACUGCAUUUGACUUACGCAAGAAACAUGGAAGGCCGUGUUGGCUACUUGGAUACAUUCAGGGAUGCUUAUGCAACUGCUGGACUUAUCAGCAAAUUCCAAUUUAACAUCCCUUUAAAAGUUCACUUGUUUAUGAAUCCACGUUUUAAAUUAGACUUCAAAAUGCCAGAGCAAGACAUGAGCCUCAUGCAAUUAAGCGUUUGGCCUUACACCACUGUGCAAAAAUCGGACUCUCUCUUAACUAUAUUUGCUGAACCCGCAACUAAGUUUAUUGAACGCAACACUAAAGUAUUUACUCCAGACUUAAAGUUUGGUCAACAGACUGGCACAGUUUUCCAACUAAAAGGAUACACGUACUCAUCUGACUACAAAAAUCCAGGCAAUUUGUUUGACGCUGAUCUCCUGACAAUUGUACGAGACAUACUUUACCAGAAAGACAUUGCUAUGACUGAGUUUGAUUUCAAGUAUUUAGCUAGUGAGUCACAGAACGAUGCUGUAUCUUUUGACCUUUUCUACGGAUUUAACAACCACAAGCAGGAGGCAGGAGAAAUGGGACCAGCCUCUAUGAUGAACGAUGUGUCUGUUGACGGACGUACUCGUCGUGAAGAAAUGACUAAACGUGUCGCAGCUGGCAUCAAAUCCGCUGAAGUGACGGUUUUAGACUUCAGCACUGUCUUCCAAGGCAAAGAGAAAAAAGAGUAUCUACUUACCGCCGCAAUCGGUAACAGCUACGUAGAUAAUAAAAUGCAAGCCAUGCUAUUUUUCAAAGGCGAACAACAGAUCAACGCUGUUUUUAAGAUUGACAAACCAAAGGUAGUUUUACUAAACUUCAAAGAAGCUUUGAAUAAUGAUAUCAAGGUAACGUACGAAGCCGAUUUUAAGUUUGGUAACUCGGACAAUGUUCAAAUUAAAGGCUUCGGAGAGCGCAGUGAUAUGUAUACCAAAAUGUUAUCCUACGACCCCAUGGCAAAACGUUGCAUGGAAGAAACUACCAAUGAAAUUGUCCACCAAAUGGAUUGCUACAAGAUGAUCAUCAAAUCCCAUGCCCCUGAUUACUUUAGGGCCACUGUAUCUUACAAAGAUUUGAGUCCCGCUGCUUUCAAUUUGACUAACGAUGUAUUUGAAUUGCUAAAACACACGUAUGUAUGGGAAAAGGAACAGAAUGUUAUGGAGAAAACUGAAGAUGGCAAGAUAGACAUUGAAGCUCAGAUGUUUUACUAUGAUAAAUACAUGAAUUUCAAGUCUGUUAGCAAGUAUGGAGUUUUCAACUUGAAAAAUAUAGAGGGUAUGCAAUACUACCCGUAUGCUAUGUCUUUCUACGAACCCCUCAACAGUUGGGAGAGGACUCGCAAUUGGUUCACUGGAUACCAGAAUUUACCUUUCUGCAGUGUUGAUAAGAACAAGGUGUGGACGUUCAGUGGUUGCAGCUACGACUACAGGCUUACCAGUCCCUGGCAUAUUGUAAUGUUAGAUGAGUCGAAUGAAUACAAAGCAACUGACUUUGUCGUCCUUGCAAGGAGGCCCAAUGCCAAUGAGAUGGAUGUUUACGUUUCUUACAAAUCUACUAUUCUUGGCAAGGCCUUUGAGCUCGAAAUCAAACCUAACUCCAUCCAAGUUAAGAGCGACGACUCAAAUGUUUUAACCGGAGAUGUGACCACGUACAUGAGCAGUGUCAGCCGGUCUCCAUACUUGGAGUACUACAAGCAAGCCGACGGCGUCUUCGUGAUUAAAAUCAACAACGGGGCCAUCCGAUUCAUUUACAACGGCAAUACUCUCGUUAUCUUUACUGAUGACUACCGAAGCACCACCAGAGGUAUUUGUGGACAGAGUACAACCCAGACACGAGACGAUUACAUGACUCCUUAUGGCCUAGUUAAUCAGCCUGAAUACUACGGUGCUGCCUACUCUCUGGACGGAGAGUUCAGCGACCCUCAGACCACUGAGCUAAAGAAGCAAGCCAAGCUGAAAGCGUACCAGCCUGUCACCAAGUACACCAACAUCCUCCGCUCUGAUGAUGAGUGGAGCAAAGUUGAGAAUAGAGAAUUAUAAUAAAUUGAAUCCUGUUAACGUUAGAUGGAAACAAAAAACACUCACACCAUUCAUUUCAAGACAUAUUAUUAAAUACAAAAGUAUUAAAGUAAAUUGGUUUCUAAGUUGUGAUAGUUUACUGAAAAGUUAUCAAAAUAACAAUUAUUUGUUAUUUUACAAUUAGAGCAGGUUCAUGAAAUGAUUACCAGAAAGACUUCGAAAACCGUUUAUAUACCAAUACCAACGUAGUGUAUGUAUAAUUAUUUAUUAUGUAUUACUGAGUAUAUACUUAACGCGCGCAUGUAUAUAUAUUUAAGUACUAAUGUUUAAGAAAAUAUAAAAUAUUAAUGGAAACAUAAAGACUUUUUUGAAAUGAAA